GUGUUCCAAGACGGCAAAAUGGCCAUUCAGGGUAACAACGGGAAAUUCAUGGGCCUCGACGACGAGGACAGUGUGGUGUGUUCCAAGCGUCGGGCGGAAGCGGACGAGGUGGUGAAGAUCCGGGUCCAAGCCCGGAUGGAAGCCCAAGACCCGAAUGAAGGCGUGCCCGUAGAAGAACGGGGAUCUCUCGUUGAUGUUGAAGUGAAUUACAUAAAGAAGUUCCAGAAAUUUCAGGACAAAAAGAUGCGUAUCAAUCCAGAGGAUCGGUCGAAUUUGAAGAAAGCGUUGAAAACGGGUGAACUUCAUGAAGCUCUGCUCGAUCGAAGAGAGAAGAUGAAAGCGGAUCGCUAUUGCAAAUGAGUUUUUACUUUAUUUUUACGAUUCUCAAGUGUUGACUCAUGGUUCAAUAUUUGGUUUUCGACUUUUCAAAUAAAUUGAGCCUCUUGAUUUUUGAACCGUUGUUUUUAGUGUCUCGAAAGCG
Messenger RNA from Notodromas monacha, 481 nucleotides. NCBI's taxonomy places the organism in Eukaryota, Metazoa, Arthropoda, Ostracoda, Podocopida, Cyprididae. The record is from the annotation of a GenBank genome assembly.